CCCAAUGAAUUAAUCAAAAUCUGACUCUUGUUCUAAAAUGAAAACCUUCCUAUUCUCCACACACAAUCUCAAACCACCACAAUCAAUUACUUUAACCACCACAACCCUCAAACCCUAAUUACACGUCAUCACCAUAUGAACGCUUCAGUAGACAAUCUGGAACAACCACCACCACCACCGGAAUCAUGGGAGGUCGCUGACGUGGAUGCUAGUGUGAGCAGGUUAAUGCUGAAUUCAAAACAUAAUAAUAAUAAUUUAUCACCUGAUUUAAGUAGGAACUGUUAUUCGGAUUCGGGUUUGGUAGCUCCGGUUAAGUCGUAUUGUGUUGAUCAGUUCCUUGUUGAUGCUUUACAAAACCCUAGGGAACGCCUUUCAGUUUUAAGGAUGGAGCAGGAUGUAGAGAAGUUCAUUAGAGAUCCUUCACAACAUCAAAUGGAGUUUCAACAGCUGCCUACUUCUUAUUUGCGGUUAGCUGCUCAUCGUGUAGCUCAGCACUAUUCUCUUCAAUCCACAGUCUUACUUGACAGCAGCCUUCCUGAUGGUUCUGGUUCCAGAAUUAUUGUUCACAAGACUUCUGAAUGCAGUAUUCCUUCCAUGCGUUUGGCUGACAUCCCCGUAAAGUUACCAACCGAUGAAUCCAGCAACAAUGUUGUUAAAGUUGCAAUCAAACAAAGGCCAAAUAAGAAAUCACAAAUUCUUGGAGCAAAUUCUGAUAUGCAAAGGAGCAAUAGCUUGAAAAGUGUUGAAGAGAGGAAAGAAGAUUAUAAUCGAGCACGUGCAAGAAUAUUUAAUUCUAGUAGCUCUAGCUCCAAUGUGAAUCAAGAGACCGAUCCAAGGAGGCAAGAAGUGUUCCGCCACGGUUCUUUAGGGGCAUUAGGGGUGGAAGAAGCUUAUUCUUCAACCGGAGCGGAUGUGAAUAGUGGCAGGGAUUCUGUUGAUUUCUCUAGAGGUACCAUUAGGUCAGGUGAAAGUAGGACAGAGGAGCCAAUUAGUAGGUCUAGGGGUAAUAGUAAAGUGGCUAUUUUUCGGGAUCCUGAAGUUGAGCGAAAUGACCCUGAUUAUGAUAGGAGCUAUGACAGAUAUGCACAAAGAUUUGAUCCAGGCUUUGCGUUUACUGGUGGAUCAUAUUCUGUACAACCUAUGUAUCCACCUGUUAUAACCUACAACACUGAAUUCCCCCAACUUGGUUCAGCUCAUACUCAUAGGGCUCAACAUUUACCUGGACCAUGGAUUGCACCACCUUCAUCCGCAGGCAUUGGUUACAUGCCCCAAGAGACAAUGGUGACUUCAUUUGAUCCCAAUCACGCAUCUACUUUAUACAUGCAAUAUCCCUCUCAACGGUCUGGGAUGACAUUUAUCCAUCCCCAUGAACAAGUUUACCAACAAUUGACACAGUCUCAGCAGCAGCAGUCUGAUGUGAGCUUUGGAUUAGCCCGUCCUCGAUAAAGGUGCGCGCCGCACCUGUCAGACUGACGAUCAAUGUAUAUUUGGUAUGUGUGUAGGCUUAACAUACUGAGUUUGACUGGAAUGGAAAUCUUAGAAUUCAUCAGCAUGUCCCGGAUUCAUAUCAGCAGUUUCAGGUUUAAGAACAAUUUGAUUAUCAGUUCCACUAUUUUGUUAUGGACAACCCAGAACUCUAGAUGUACAUAUCUUUUACAAAUUACAGUAGUAGUUUUUGCAA
This is a messenger RNA of Erigeron canadensis, 1681 nucleotides long. Its product is annotated as R3H domain-containing protein 2-like. The transcript is spliced from 4 exons. The record is from RefSeq and is a predicted model, not a curated record. Gene Ontology annotation, molecular function: nucleic acid binding. Lineage: Eukaryota; Viridiplantae; Streptophyta; Magnoliopsida; Asterales; Asteraceae. Bases 136 to 1446 code for a protein of 436 amino acids.